CGACACGAAGAACUCUUAUAAAUACCGUACAUCAGACUGCAUCUAAAACCGAAGACAAGUUGCGAUCGCCGGAUGGACGAUGAAACAACUUUUUCUGCCUUUUUUAGCUUCGCAACGGCCCACGACUGAAGAUCAGCUCGUUCCUUGGUUGGACCUUCAUGUUUUUUUGGUACGAUUCCAAGAGUACGAGUACGAGUACGUACGGACCAGUAAAGUACUCAUACCUGCGAUUGGUUUUUUCAUGCGGGUGGUAGGAAAACGAAGUCGUUCGUGUCGAUCGACUACAGUACCGAUGGAGGAUCGAUCCUUUCUCGUAGCGUUUGGUUCGUGCCAUUGCCGAGAAAACACUUCCACAACCCCGACAUCGAUACACAGGUCGCUCCUUUGCUCACCACCCGGUUUCCACAAUGCACGCAAUCUAUUCCGGCCGGGGUUUCGCCGCGGCAAACCCGGUGUUCCCACGGGCAUCCAAGGCCGCGAGACAGAGGCCCGAGGCGGGGGGCCACGCACCGGCUCCCGCCGCGAGUCCGAGCCCGAAAAGGGCAAGCAACCCGGGGGACUGGCGGCUGCGGCUCGCCGUGGACGACCUGCUCAAGGAGCACAACAACAACGCCCUUGGCCACCACCACAGCGGAGGCAGCAAGAAGAACCAUUGGCAAAGGCAAAGGCGCCGCACCAUCGCCCGCAGGGAUUCCUACUCGACCAUUUCCACCCUGGAGUCGGACCCGGACACCUCCCGGAUGGUCCUCCCGAGGCUCGCCGAGCGUCCGGUGGCAGGGGGUGGCACAGAGUCCGUUCCGGUCGAGAUUCGCUUUCCGUCGCCCCCCGGGUCGUCCCUCGAGGACACUCCAGAGGCCAGGGGUUCUUGGGACGACCCCGACGACAUUGUCUUUGUGCCGGCCGGAGAACACCUCGCGUCGGGGAGCAGCAGCCUCGACACCGUUCGGACAACAUCGAGGCGCCUGCCGCUGGCUGCCCACGGCGCAGCAGCGGGAAGCGACUGCAGCACCCGCCGCAACCACAACAACAACAGCAACAAUUAUUACUACACAGACACCAACAUUGACAACAACAACAACAACAACAACAACGACGACGACGACGACGACGACAAUCGAAACAGCUUCCACAACAGCACCCGCAACAGCACCCACAACAGCAACAGCACGGGCAACCACUGCCACCGCCGCCAGAAGCAAUGGCAGCGCCCGAGCCGGCAGCCCUCCAUGGGAAUCGCUUCCGCGGGUCCUCCUCCCCCGCGGCCGGCAAUGCACCAGCUGUCGAUCCGGCCCAGGACGAGGUUCGAGAUCUGAGUCGAAUUGCAAUGCAUUGCGACGACAAUUCAAAACAUACCCUAGAAUACGAGUUUCUUUAAGAACAACGGUUUGGAUCAUGUAUUAUCAGUAGUUGUGUGUCGUGUGUGGCAACCAAUGGCCACUGAGCGUGAGUCUGAUGUGAUGACUUUUGUUGUUCUUGUUCUUCUUGUUGUCGUCGUCGUCGUUGCUGUUCUUUUGCAUCCUAUGGAGCAACGACCGCUCUCCCCCUCGCCGUCGAAUCCCCGGUGGUGGCCACGCCCCGACGGGAAUCGUCCCACC
Molecule: messenger RNA, 1595 nt
Organism: Pseudo-nitzschia multistriata
Lineage: Eukaryota; Bacillariophyta; Bacillariophyceae; Bacillariales; Bacillariaceae
Source: the annotation of a GenBank genome assembly